This is a messenger RNA of Octodon degus (degu), 3266 nucleotides long. It is a transcript of the gene Syt12, whose product is annotated as synaptotagmin 12. Lineage: Eukaryota; Metazoa; Chordata; Mammalia; Rodentia; Octodontidae. Gene Ontology annotation, molecular function: calcium-dependent phospholipid binding; phosphatidylserine binding; calcium ion binding. Gene Ontology annotation, biological process: calcium-ion regulated exocytosis; cellular response to calcium ion; regulation of calcium ion-dependent exocytosis. Bases 313 to 1578 code for a protein of 421 amino acids. The record is from RefSeq and is a predicted model, not a curated record. The transcript has 9 exons.
ACUGCGGCGCAGCUCCUGUCCGCCGCCCCGGCCCGGCGGAGCCCCCGACCCGCACCGCGCUCUUACGCCGAGGCGGGCGCCCGGUGAUACUGCAGGGGUGGCGCUGCCGGCGCUGGCCGGUUAGGCGCCUGUGCGUGCGCGCUACGGGAGGCAAGCAGGGAUCCGAGAGCCCGAGUGUGAGCCCGAGUCGGAGCGGCGGCCCCUUGGCAAGCCCGGAACUCUCCCCACCUACCCACCUGGAGCUCAUCUUUGAGCCAGACUGACUUCUUAGCAACAGUACAGUAAUAAUAAAACACCAUUGCAGAAGGCACCAUGGCCGUGGAUGUGGCAGAAUACCACCUGAGCGUUAUCAAGAGCCCCCCUGGUUGGGAGGUGGGUGUCUAUGCUGCAGGGGCCCUGGCACUACUGGGAAUCGCAGCUGUGAGCCUAUGGAAGCUCUGGACAUCAGGAAGCUUCCCCAGCCCCUCCCCGUUCCCCAAUUAUGACUACAGGUACCUUCAGCAGAAGUACGGGGAGAUCUACACGGAGGCCAGGCCGGAGAGAGCUCCUGCCUGGAAUGCCCCACGGGCCAGUGCUCGGGGGCCACCCAGUCGCAAAGGUAGCCUCAGCAUCGAGGACACCUUUGAAAGCAUCAGUGAGCUGGGACCACUGGAGCUGAUGGGCCGGGAGCUGGACCUGGCCCCCUAUGGACCCCUCCGCAAGUCCCAGUCUGCAGACUCCCUAAACUCCAUCUCCUCUGUGAGCAACACCUUUGGGCAGGACUUCACACUGGGCCAGGUGGAGGUGAGCAUGGAGUAUGACGCAGCCUCCCACACCCUGCACGUGGCCGUGCUGCAGGGCAAGGACCUCAUGGAGCAUGAGGAGGCCAGCUUCGAGUCCUGCUUCAUGCGUGUCAGCCUGCUGCCCGAUGAGCAGAUCGUGGGCAUUUCCCGGAUCCAGAGGAAUGCCUACUCUAUCUUCUUUGAUGAGAAGUUCUCCAUCCCCCUGGACCCCACAGCCCUGGAGGAGAAGAGCCUGCGGUUCUCUGUGUUUGGCAUCGACGAGGAUGAGCGAAAUGUCAGCACGGGGGUGGUAGAACUAAAGCUGUCUGUGCUUGACCUCCCGCUGCAGCCCUUUAGCGGCUGGCUCUACUUACAAGAUCAGAACAAAGCUGCUGAUGCGGUGGGGGAGAUCCUGCUGUCCCUCAGCUACCUGCCCACAGCUGAGCGUCUUACAGUGGUUGUGGUGAAGGCCAAGAAUCUCAUCUGGACCAAUGACAAGACCACAGCAGAUCCUUUCGUCAAGGUGUACCUGCUGCAGGAUGGGAGAAAAAUGAGCAAAAAGAAGACAGCGGUGAAGAGAGAUGACCCCAACCCAGUGUUCAACGAAGCCAUGAUCUUCUCAGUACCAGCCAUUGUGCUCCAGGACCUGUCUCUCCGUGUGACAGUAGCUGAGAGCAGCAGUGAUGGCCGUGGGGACAAUGUGGGCCAUGUCAUCAUUGGGCCAUCAGCGAGUGGCAUGGGUACCACACACUGGAAUCAGAUGCUGGCCACACUGCGCAGGCCCGUGUCUAUGUGGCACCCUGUCCGGCGAAACUAGCAGCCAGAGCAGGCCAGGUGGGCAGCAGAGCCCCUGGGGCCUGGCACAUACUCUCAACUUUGUUUGAAGCCUUCUUCAUAGCCCAGUCAGAGCUGUGACCACUGGGGUCCCUAGGUGGAGUCCCCAUCAGUUACCUUGGACCCUCUGUCCAGACUACAGUGGAGGAGCUGGUGGACCUCUACAUCUAGGAAGCCAGGCUUUUCUCCCACUAGUUCUGGACUAGUUCUGGCUCUAGCUGGGCCAGGUCCCACAAAGGGCAGAGGAUGCUGGCCAGUUGCAUACCACUUGAGGUCCUCACAUGGUUUUCCCCUUGACCUGCAGGGAGAGCAAGCUCCCCUACCCUACUCCUCCUGGGAGGCCAGCUGCCAGACUGGACCAUGCACCAGAAUAGAUGAUUCUUGGGGGCCAGCACUGUGCUAGGCACUGGCAGGUGUCUCAUGAACAAAAUGAAGACUCCUGCUUACUACAAAGUCAGGAUCCCACUGCCCAGGAGAUCUACUCAGUGCCAAAGGACAGUCCAGCCAUGCAGACCCACAGUGGGCUCUGGGCAGGGCCCCAUGGGCAGGAAGGAUCUGUACUCUCCAGGGUGGAGGAAAAACUGGGUUCUAGGCAGGGGCGCAGCUCAAGGAGCAGCUAAAAUGUGAACUUUUGAACUUUUUUGACAUAAGAAGAAGUCUUCAGCUCACUUCAGAGGGGACAAGAGCAUUUCCCUAGACUGGAGAAGAGAACAGAGUCAAGCAAAAGGCUGCAGGCCACACUGGGGCUCCAGGGCUACUAUCUAUGAAAUAUUUGCCUGGAACAUCAACCAUCAUAAAAACCAGAAGCACAGAGGCAGAGAGCAAGGUCCUUGUGCAGGGUCUGUGCAUAAUCAGCCCUACUUCUACCAGCUGGCCAGGCUCUGCUGGAAAGAGAUGCCUCGGGCAGGCCUGAAUGCAACCCCCCAGAACACUGAGCAUCUUGGGUCAAGAUCCUGAAAACUGUGACUUCAGCAGAUGUUCGGCCUCAGCCUGAAGGCAAUGGGGAGCUCUGAAGGGGACAAUGGCACCCCAAGGUCCUGCCAAGAAGCAAAGAGGCUGGGCUGGUACAUCAAUCUUUGACUUCUGCCCCUGCUCCAAGUGGGUGUCAUAUUCCUGCACAUGUCACCAGAUGAGGAGCAGCUGUCAUCUACCAAAGACAGACCCAGAGAAGCAGCAGCUUCCCGCUCUUUUCUAAAGGGGAGUGGGCACCUUCAGGAUAAAGGGAUGGAGCAGGCAGGGAUGGGCUAUACAGCAGCAAUGUCUGCUCUUCUGGGCCACUCACAGAUAAGAGGGGGACUCUCAGGCUGGCUGUCCUAUUCCUUAGCUCUAGUGAGCUAUGGAGACCUAGAUUCAACCAGCUGUCACCAAUGACAUGGAAAGAGAUGGCUUGAACAGGUGUCCAAAGGAUUGUAGGACUGGAGCAGGACCCUGUGACACAACCAGGAAGUCAGCAUAGGACCAUGCAUGGCUAGUGAGCCCUUGAAGCCCGGGAGACCCCAGAUCGACAGCCUCGCAGGGCAGACUGUGUCCUCCUACCUUCUCUUCCCUCCCUCCCUCCCUUUAACUGCAUGAAAUGGUGACCGCAGAGCUAGGGUGGCCAUGGCGGGGACUGAGAAUACUGACUGGAAUGAUUUUAGAACCAAAUAAACCUGGGGCAGGAAGGGGGCUUCU